Molecule: messenger RNA, 2304 nt
Organism: Rhagoletis zephyria (snowberry fruit fly)
Lineage: Eukaryota; Metazoa; Arthropoda; Insecta; Diptera; Tephritidae
Source: RefSeq, a predicted model, not a curated record
AUGGACAAGUUCCUAUCGAAUAGGUUUCAAACCUUGGAAACCAUGUCAGGCAUAAAGGGCACAAAGUCUGUAAAAGCGUCAAAGCCGCAAAACACCAGACAUCCCUCAGAAGCCCCCACAAAAAGACUUGGCGCGUUCCAAACAAACGUAACCAAGUACACAUGUAAAAUGUGCCAAACAAAUGAGCACAAAUUACGCCGCUGUUCCCAUUUCCUAAAGCUAACGCCAACUGAAAGGAUAGAGUUUUUAAAGAGCAACAAUGCUUGCCUGAAUUGUCUGAGUUCUGGACAUACUGUAUCAAGAUGCACAAGCCCUUUCAAUUGCGGCACGUGUCACUCGCGACAUCAUUCGCUCCUUCACACCCAGACAAUUCCGCCAAAGGCAACACUGCCUCAAACGCCACCGAGCUCUGCCAAAGAUGUUGCCUCAACCUCGCAACAAGCUGCAGCAAGGCGUAACUUCAAUAAAACUAACUCCGGUAAAAGCAAAAACGUUAAGUCUAAUUAUGUAAAUAUGAACUCAGGUGUACUUUUAGGAACGGCUCGUGUAAAUAUACGUCUCAAUGGUACAGAUUUUUCAGCACGAGCACUCAUUGAUUCUGGUUCGGAGUGUUCCUUUAUAACAGAACGACUCAAACGCAGAAUCAACCUGCCAUCUAAGAAUAUGUAUGCCAAAGUUUCAGGCAUCACGAAUUCAACUUCUGCUCAGGUCAAGGAGGCAUGCAACAUAGAACUACGGUCCCCUGUUGACCUACUGUUUAGCCUACAUGCAACAGUGCUCGUGCUGACAAAAUUAACUGGAAAUCUUCCAUCCUGCCAUAUCAGCGCUAUGACUAUGCAGGCAUUUCCAGAUCUGAUUUUAGCAGAUAAAAGGUUCUACGUUAACGAAGAAGUAGACCUAGUACUUGGCGGAGACAUUUAUCCCCAAAUUAUUUUGUGCGGCUUGAAGAAAAAUGUUCUCAGUACACUUCUUGCCCAAGAAACCGUGUUCGGUUGGAUUUUAACCGGUCGCACAGAAGCACCAAAUCCAACAAACAACAUAGUUUCUUAUCAUAGCGAAGUUGCCUUGGAUAAACAACUAACAGCUUUCUGGGAACUAGAAGAUAUACCGAAAAACAAAAAUUUAAACGAAGACGACAAGUAUUGUGAAGAGCUUUAUCGGAAAACGACUGAGAGAAACCCAUAUGGAAAAUAUGUAGUCUCGCUACCAUUUAGGCAGGAAUUUCCAGCAAACAUUUGCCUAGGCCCCUCUCUUAAAAAAGCAUGCUCUCAGUUCUUCCGGAAUGAGACACGGCUUACAAAGGACCCCGUCCUGCAAAAGGAGUAUAAUAGGGUACUAACAGAAUAUGAAUCACUGGGACACAUGUCCAGAAUAAAUGGUAGCAUUUCAGCAGACUCUUCCGAUAACUACUUUCUACCCCAUCACGCUGUGAUAAAGGCGGAAAGCACCUCUACGAAAGUUCGGGUCGUCUUUAAUGCCUCAAGCCAGACGGCUAAUGGUACAAGUUUAAAUGACGUACUUUACCCAGGUCCAGUACUCCAAGCAGAUCUUCCAAUAUUAAUACUCCGCUGGAGAUUAUAUAGGUACGUUUUUAAUAGCGACAUCGAGAAGAUGUACCGCCAAAUUUGGGUGAAUAACAACCAUACCAAAUACCAGCGAAUAGUUUAUCGUACAAACCCGAACGAACCUGUAAGUCUAUAUGAAUUAAAGACUGUCACUUUCGGGAUUAAUAGCGCACCUUACCUCGCGAUAAGGACACUUCUGCAAUUAGCCGACGAUGUAGAGAAUUCUUUCCCAAUAGCAUCUAACAUCCUACGAAAGUGCAUGUAUGUGGAUGACGUGUUAGCUGGAGGACAUAGCGUCGACUCUACCAUUAAAGCAAGAGAUGAAAUCUCAGAAGUGUUACGAUCAGCUGGUUUUCCACUACGGAAAUGGACCUCAAAUUGUGAGGAAAUUCUUAAAGACAUCCCAAAAACGGACCUUCUUAGCGAACAUUUCUUAGCAUUCGAAGACACCAGCACGGUUAAGGCUCUGGGCAUAAAAUGGAAUGCCCAUACGGAUUUAUUUUAUUUUAUUGCCAGACCAUUGGAGGAGUACGACACUAUUACGAAAAGGGCGAUACUGUCAGCUAUCGCCAAGCUUUUCGAUCCGCUGGGAUGGCUCGCAACAAUAGUCAUCGUAGCCACAAUACUUAUGCAAAGUAUUUGGCUAGAAGGCACAGACUGGGAUGAGACUGUGUCUGCUACUAUUNGCUGUCAGCGAUUGCCAAGCUUUUCGAUCCACUGGGAUGGCUCGCACCAAUAG